AUGUCUUCUUCAAAUAAUGUUACUGAAGGAUCACGAUUACUUCAAGAUAUUGCUGAUGAAGAGUCUUUUUCAACUAAUAAAGAAAAUAAUACUAAACCAUAUGGACUCAUCGCUUUAUUUAUAUUUAUUGUUGUAGUGAUACUUCUUGUUUCAUAUGUACCUCAAAGAUUAUGUAUGUAUAAUUAA
Messenger RNA from Entrophospora sp. SA101, 186 nucleotides. The record is from the annotation of a GenBank genome assembly. NCBI's taxonomy places the organism in Eukaryota, Fungi, Glomeromycota, Glomeromycetes, Entrophosporales, Entrophosporaceae.